AUGGUUGAUAAAGAAACUUCAACAGAUUCCAGCCAUUGGUCCCCUCAAUACAACUAUCAGACAAUCAGAAACCAUACCAACUUCGCUGACUUCCUGCUCCUGGGCUUCUCUAAACACCCAGAGCAGCUGCCCCUCCUGUUUGGGCUCUUCCUGGGCAUGUACCUGGUGACCGUGUUGGGGAACCUGCUCAUCAUCCUGGCCAUAGUUGCGGACCAGCACCUCCACACCCCCAUGUACUUCUUCCUGGCCAACCUGUCCCUCAUCGAUACCUGCUUCUCCUGCACCAUUGUCCCCAAGGUGCUGGUGAACAUCCUCACACACCACCACACCAUCUCUCACACUGGGUGCCUCGUGCAGAUGUACUUCUUCAUGGCACUGGCCCUGCUGGAUGACUUCCUGCUGGCCGUGAUGGCCUAUGACCGCUACGUGGCCAUCUGUCUUCCUCUCCACUACACCACGAUCAUGUGCCCCCAACGCUGCCUGCUGCUGGUCGCCGCACCCUGGCUCUGCGCCCACCUCCUGGCCUUCUCCCUCACCCUCCUCAUGUCUCGGUUCUCCUUCUGUGCCUCCCAUUCCAUCCCACACUUUUUCUGUGACCUUCUCCCUCUCCUCAAACUUGCCUGCUCAGACACCCAGAUCUUUCAGGCCAUGAUGUUUGCUGAAGCAGCCCUCUCGGGUGCGGUCCCUCUCGCCUGCGUCCUGGUCUCUUAUGCCCACAUCAUGCACACCAUCCUCAGGGUCCCCUCGGCUGGGAGGAAGCACAAAAUCUUCUCGACCUGUGGCUCUCACCUGACAGUGGUCACUCUCUUCUAUGGGACGCUCUUUCUGGUGUAUUUCCAGCCCUCAUCCUCCUACUCAGCAGACACUGGAAUGGUAGCAUCUGUGGUAUACACGAUGGUCACCCCCAUGCUAAACCCCUUCAUCUACAGCCUGAGGAACAGGGACAUAAAGGGGGCUCUGUGGAGGCUCUCAGGCUGGAGAAGAUGA
This is a messenger RNA of Odobenus rosmarus divergens (Pacific walrus), 987 nucleotides long. Its product is annotated as olfactory receptor 1G1-like. The transcript has 2 exons. The coding region runs from base 1 to 987 and encodes 328 amino acids. Gene Ontology annotation, biological process: G protein-coupled receptor signaling pathway. Gene Ontology annotation, cellular component: membrane. Gene Ontology annotation, molecular function: olfactory receptor activity; G protein-coupled receptor activity. NCBI's taxonomy places the organism in Eukaryota, Metazoa, Chordata, Mammalia, Carnivora, Odobenidae. The record is from RefSeq and is a predicted model, not a curated record.